ACCCAGGAGGGCUCUGGGGAAGAACCAGAGGGAAACAAGCCCAGGAGGAGGGGGCUUCCUCUGCUCCUCAUCCACCAUCCUAAUUACCAGCCCAAAUUCCCUUAGAGGGGGAUCCCAGGGAUGCCUGAGCCAGCCCCAAAACACAGGAUGCCACCAGGAAAUGUGAUGGGUGCUGUGACAGAGCCACCCAGCAAUGGGUGAUGGAGAAACAAACCCAGCCACCACCCCAGAGCAAGCAGAGGCCCCAGGGCCAGUGGCAAGGGGAUGGUUUUUGCACAGGAACUCACAAGUGUGAGCAUCAUCCUGUGCUCUUUGCUGGUGGCCGCAACCCAACCCAAAAUAGACUCCCAGCCCAGCACCAGCAGCCUCUCCCACACCUCUCAGCAGCCCUGGGGUGUCACGGUGGCCAAAGUGGCCACCAGGAGGAAUUUCCCCUCACCACUCUCCCCUCACGGAGAGAUCCCAGCGGUUCUUUCCACGGGGAGGGUCCAGAGCUGUCAUGGAAAGCCUGGCAGGGGCUGUUAUAAAUCACACAGGGCUGCAGGCAGGAGGGCAGGCAGCUCCUGGAGGGCUGAGGAGAACCAGAGCUGCUGGUGCCAACAGAACCCCGGGGUGGACAUGAGGAUCUCCUUGGCCCUGCUCAUCCUGCUGCUGGCAGCUGCCUGGACUGGAAGCCAGGGGAUGUCCUUCCGCAGCUCCAGAGCCCAGUGCUGCUCCAAGGAAAUGUUCUCCCGACGGAAAAUCCCCGAGUUCAGGAUCCGGGGCUACCUGGAAACAGCCCCCACCUGCACCCACAGGGCUGUUCUGGUGAAGCUGCUGAAGGGGAUGGUCUGUGUGGACCGGGAGGAGAAAUGGUUCCAGGAAUACCUGAGGAAGCAGAAGAAGCCAAACAGCACCUCCACGUGAAGCUGCCUUCCCCAAAUCUCUAUUUAAUUAUCUACCCCCUAAUUCUCCGUGUGGUUUUGUGUCAUUAAUUUACAGAGCUGGCUCUGUCCCCUCCCCUGCACUCAAUAAACCCUCUUGUAAAUAAA
Molecule: messenger RNA, 1031 nt
Organism: Haemorhous mexicanus (house finch)
Lineage: Eukaryota; Metazoa; Chordata; Aves; Passeriformes; Fringillidae
Exons: 3
Coding region: 265-906 (213 amino acids)
Biological process (GO): cellular response to interleukin-1; chemokine-mediated signaling pathway; immune response
Cellular component (GO): extracellular region
Molecular function (GO): chemokine activity; CCR chemokine receptor binding
Source: RefSeq, a predicted model, not a curated record